AUGGCGCUAUCUGCUGGUCAAGUCGAUUUGGCUGUUGGGUCUCUUGUUUGGACUGAGGAUCCGGAGGUAACUUGGAUAGAUGGGGAGGUAGAAGAAGAUAACAAUGAAGAGUUCAAAAUAUACUGUACAUCAGGGAAGACAGUUGUUGCCAAAGCCUCCAAUGUCUAUCCAAAGGAUGCUGAGUUUCCUCCAAGUGGUGUUGAUGAUAUGACAAAGCUGGCUUAUCUUCAUGAACCAGGGGUUCUAUACAAUUUAAAGUGUCGAUAUGAUAUAAAUGAAAUAUAUACUUAUACAGGAAAUAUAUUGAUUGCUGUGAAUCCUUUUCAAAGACUUCCUCAUUUGUAUGAUAAUCAUAUGAUGGAACAAUAUAAAGGGGCAGCUUUGGGUGAGCUGAGCCCUCAUCCUUUUGCUCUUGCAGAUUCUGCUUACCGACUGAUGGUUAAUGAGGGAAUAAGCCAGUCAAUUUUGGUUAGUGGGGAAAGUGGAGCUGGUAAAACAGAAAGUACAAAGAUGCUUAUGCAGUAUCUUGCCCAUAUGGGAGGAAGAACUACAACUGAGAAGAAGCGGUCUGUGGAGCAGCAGGUCCUAGAGUCCAAUCCUGUCCUGGAAGCAUUUGGUAAUGCAAAGACUGUGAGAAACAAUAAUUCUAGUCGUUUUGGUAAGUUCGUGGAGAUUCAAUUUGAUCAAAGGGGGAGGAUUUCAGGAGCUGCCAUUAGAACUUAUUUACUGGAACGUUCCCGUGUCUGUCAAGUGUCUGAUCCUGAGCGAAAUUAUCAUUGCUUUUACAUGCUUUGUGCAGCACCGACAAAGGACAUUAAGAAGUACAAAUUGGGAAAUCCAAGGACCUUUCAUUAUCUAAAUCAAUCAAAUUGCUAUGAAUUGGAUGGAGUGGAUGAUUCUAAGGAGUACGUUGCGACUAGAAGAGCUAUGGAUGUCGUUGGGAUCGGUUCUGGUGACCAGGAUGCAAUAUUCCGGGUUGUUGCUGCAAUACUCCAUUUGGGUAACGUUGAGUUUGCUAAGGGAGAGGAACCAGAUUCUUCAGAACCUAAGGAUGAUAAAUCUCGGUUUCAUCUCAAAACAGUGGCGGAACUUCUCAUGUGUGAUGAGAAGUCUCUUGAAGACUCCUUAUGUAAACGUGUCAUUAUGACCCGGGAUGAAAGCAUAAAAAAAUGUCUUGAUCCAAACUCUGCAGCUGUCAAUAGAGAUGCUUUAGCUAAAAUUGUUUAUUCGAGAUUAUUUGAUUGGCUUGUGAACAAAAUAAAUUAUUCUAUCGGUCAAGAUCCGAAUUCAAAAACCCUAAUCGGAGUUCUGGAUAUUUAUGGAUUCGAGAGUUUCAAGACAAACAGCUUUGAGCAAUUUUGUAUCAAUUUGACAAAUGAGAAGCUGCAGCAACACUUUAACCAGCAUGUUUUCAAGAUGGAGCAAGAAGAAUAUACUAGGGAAGAAAUUGACUGGAGCUAUAUAGAUUUUAUUGAUAAUCAGGAUGUUCUUGAUCUUCUUGAAAAGAAACCUGGUGGCAUCAUUGCUCUUCUAGAUGAAGCGUGUAUGUUUCCUCGAUCAACAUAUGAGACUUUUGCUGAGAAACUAUAUCAGACUUUCAAAGAACAUAAGCGUUUCAACAAGCCAAAGUUGGCACGUACUGACUUCACCAUUUCUCACUAUGCUGGUGAUGUCACAUACCAGACGGAGUUCUUUCUGGACAAGAACAAAGAUUAUGUUGUUGCUGAGCAUCAAGCUCUUCUGAGUGCUUCAGGAUGCCCCUUUGUUUCAGCGUUAUUCCCAACUUUACCUGAGGAAUCCUCCAAAUCGUCAAAGUUCUCAUCCAUAGGUUCUCGCUUUAAGCAACAAUUGCAAGCAUUGCUUGAAACACUGAGUGCCACUGAACCGCAUUACAUACGGUGUGUUAAGCCGAAUAAUGUUCUCAAGCCAGGAAUCUUUGACAAUUCUAAUGUUCUACAUCAACUACGUUGUGGGGGUGUUAUGGAGGCAAUUAGGAUCAGUUGUGCUGGAUAUCCCACUAGAAAGCCAUUUCAUGAGUUUUUAACUCGUUUUCGCAUCUUGGCACCAAAUGUCUUGGAUGUCAGCCAUGAUGAGGUCAUUGCUUGCAAGAGGCUUCUAGAGAAGGUGAACCUCAAAGGUUAUCAGAUUGGAAAAACAAAAGUGUUUCUGAGAGCAGGUCAGAUGGCAGAACUAGAUGCUCGACGAAAAGAGGUACUAGGAAGAUCAGCAAGCAUCAUCCAGAGGAAAGUUCGUUCAUAUUUGUGUCGUAAACGCUUCAUCUUGUUGCGGUUGUCUGCAGUACAAAUCCAAACCUUCUGCAGAGGACAAAAUGCACUGCAUCAGUUUGAGAGAAUGAGAAGAGAAUCUGCUAGUGUAAAAAUCCAGAAAUAUUCACGCAGGUAUCUUGCAGAGAAAGCUUACAAUAAGUUGUGUUCUUCAGCCGUUUCUAUUCAAGCAGGCAUGCGCGGGAUGGCUGCUCGUAAUGAGCUUCGGUUUAGAAAGCAUACAAGAGCAACAAUUAUUAUCCAGAGUCAUUGCCGACAAUACUUAGCUUGCUGUCAUUAUUUAAAGAUGAAGAAAGCAGCAAUUGCUGUACAAUGUGCCCAGAGAGCGAAAAUUGCACGCAGAGAGUUAAGGAAGCUUAAAAUGGCUGCUAAGGAAACUGGUGCUCUCCAAGCUGCCAAAAGUAAACUGGAAAAGGAAGUUGAAGAACUUACAUGGCGUUUGCAGCUAGAGAAACGAAUGAAGGCUGAUCUUGAGGAAGCCAAAACACAGGAAAAUGCAAAAUUGCAGUCUGCUUUACAACAGAUGCAACAACAGUUCCAAGAAACGAAGUCACUGCUUAUCAAGGAGCAAGAGGCUGCUAAGAAAGCAGCUGAACAAGUUCCAGUUGUUCAUGAAGUCCCUGUUAUUGAUAAUGAAAUGAUGAAUAAACUUACUGAAGAAAAUGAACAACUCAAGGCUCUGGUAAGUUCGCUGGAAAAGAAAAUUGAAGAAACAGAGAAGAAAUUUGAAGAAACAAAUAAACUUUGUGAAGAGCGGCUGAAGCAGGCUUUGGAUGCAGAGUCAAAGAUAAUUGAAUUAAAGACUACAAUGCAGAGGCUUGAAGAAAAACUUUCUGACAUGGAAACUGAGGACCAAAUUCUGCGGCAUCAAUCAUUGUUGAAUUCAUCCUCUAGAAAAAUCUCAAAACAAUUAUCAAGUGCAACUCAGCCUCUGGAAAACGGUCAUCAUGAACCACAAAGUGCCACCCCGGUUAAAAAGCUUGGUACAUUUGAUAGUAGAUUAAGGAGAUCCCAGAUUGAACGGCAGAAUGAAUCUGUGGAUGCUCUAAUCAAAUGUGUGUCACAAGAUCUUGGGUUCAGUAAUGAUAAACCAGUUGCAGCAUUUACCAUAUAUAAAUGUCUUCUCCACUGGAGAUCAUUUGAGGCAGACAAAACUAGUGUAUUUGAUCGUCUCAUUCAGAUGAUUGGUUCUGCAAUAGAGAAGCCUGACAGCAACAAUCAUAUGGCUUAUUGGCUAUCCAAUACGUCUAUUUUAUUGUCUUUGCUUCAAAGGAGUUUAAAGGCCAGCGGUCCAAAUUCACAGCGGAAGCCUCCCACACCAACUUCAUUUUUUGGACGGAUGACCCAAGGAUUCCGCUCAUCCCCUUCUUCUGCCAACCUUCCAGUUGGAGAUAUCGUGCGCCAGGUUGAGGCCAAAUAUCCAGCUUUGCUUUUUAAGCAGCAGCUCACAGCAUAUGUGGAAACGAUUUACGGGAUCAUUCGAGACAACUUGAAAAAUGAUCUGUCACCACAUCUUUCUUCUUGUAUCCAGGCACCAAGGAUGUCAAAGGGAACUUCCAUAAGAUCAUCUGUGCAGUCAUUUAGCAAUGGUCCUGCAUCUAGUCCCUGGAGCAGCAUUAUUGAGAGCCUUAAUGGGCUGCUCGCUACACUGAAAGAAAAUUUUGUGCCUCAAGUUCUUGUGCAAAAGAUCUUUACUCAAGUUUUCUCAUAUAUUGAUGUACAGCUCUUUAAUAGCCUUCUGCUUCGUCGAGAGUGCUGCUCAUUCAGCAAUGGAGAAUAUGUAAAAUCUGGUUUAGCUGAACUAGAACUGUGGUGUGGGAAAGAAAAAGUUGAGUAUGCAGGUUCAUCCUGGGAUGAACUCAAACACACUAGACAAGCGGUUGGAUUCUUGGUUAUACACCAGAAGACUAGAAUAUCCUAUGAUGAUAUUACAAAUGACCUAUGUCCCGUCUUGAGUGUUCAGCAGCUUUACAGAAUAUGUACGCUGUACUGGGACGAUGACUACAACACUCAAAGUGUAUCCCCUGAUGUGAUAUCUAGCAUGAAAAUUCUUAUGACAGAAGGCUCCAGCGAUGAUGAUAGCAAAUCCUUCUUGUUGGAUGACGAUUCCAGCAUUCCUUUCUCAGUUGAUGAUAUUUCAUUAACCCUCCCAGAGAAGGAUUUCUCAAAUGUGAAGCCUGCUGCAGAACUUAUUGAGAAUCCAGCCUUCCAAUUUUUACAGGAUUAAGGCCUUGGUUAAUGCAUUUUUCUCUCCCUGAUGGAGCAUACCUUAGCAAGUUUAAAGUAGAAAUCUCAGUGUCGGUCCAGCGAAUGCCACAGUGUAAAUCCACCGCCAUUUACCUUAUCCCCUUGUAGGUAUUUUUGUCGUCAUCACCUAUUGCCCAGGAUGUAGUUUUUUUUUUUUUUUUCUAAAUUAAAGUUGUAUAAUUUAAUUAGGCCAGUUGCUUUAGUCAAAGGGGGAAGGAUGGUUUCUGAAUCAGAGUGGCUUCUUGGUUUUUUGAUUUAUAAAUUGGUCAGUCGAGUGGAGGCUAGUCUUCUUUGUAGGGGAAUUAUAGGAGGGAAAGUUGUAGUAUUGUCCCAGCCUCAAAAAUUCAUAUUGUACAGAAUACAUCAAGAUAAUAUAAUAUUA
Messenger RNA from Pistacia vera, 4914 nucleotides. Its product is annotated as myosin-6-like. The record is from RefSeq and is a predicted model, not a curated record. Gene Ontology annotation, biological process: actin filament organization; vesicle transport along actin filament. Gene Ontology annotation, molecular function: actin filament binding; microfilament motor activity; ATP binding. The transcript is spliced from 39 exons. Gene Ontology annotation, cellular component: vesicle; myosin complex; actin cytoskeleton. Bases 1 to 4512 code for a protein of 1503 amino acids. Lineage: Eukaryota; Viridiplantae; Streptophyta; Magnoliopsida; Sapindales; Anacardiaceae.